AUGUUGUCAUGUUGGACACCUCUUUCUCCAACUUCAACUUCAACCUGGCAACAGAGUACCAGCAUUACCUCUAGAUCUUCUCCGGUUAUCCCAACCUUUUACUUGAGAUGGAGGGCGUCAAAGGAGAAAGGCUCCCAAUCUCCUGAAAAACCCAUUCUUUGUGUCAACAACUGUGGCUUUUUUGGCACUGCAGAGACUAUGAACAUGUGCUCCAAGUGCUACAAAGACAUGAUACUCAAACACGGGCUUGAAAAACUCGCAGCAACAUUUACUGAAAAUAUUGUGCACGAUGGCUCUGGCAGUACCCACAAGGAACCAGCAGUUGGUGACACCAUUAAUUUGCAAGCUGGAGAUGUGGAGUCAAAAAUUUCUACCACUUUAGCACCGGGUGACUCAUCAUCCUCAAACCAGGAUUCAGAGGUGAAAGUUAAAGUGGGACCAAAUAGGUGCUGCAGUUGUGGGAAACGUUUUGGUUUAACAGGUUUCAGUUGCAGGUGUGGAAACUUGUACUGUGCAGAUCAUCGCUACCCUGAAAAGCAUGAGUGCUCAUUUGAUUAUCGGGCUGCUAGAAAGGAUGCUAUCAGGAAAGCCAACCCCGUAGUCAAGAGAGAAAAGCUUGACAAGAUCUAGGAGCCAGAUGCAAUGUCC
Messenger RNA from Daucus carota subsp. sativus, 648 nucleotides. RefSeq names its product zinc finger A20 and AN1 domain-containing stress-associated protein 4-like. The record is from RefSeq and is a predicted model, not a curated record. Lineage: Eukaryota; Viridiplantae; Streptophyta; Magnoliopsida; Apiales; Apiaceae. Bases 1 to 630 code for a protein of 209 amino acids. Gene Ontology annotation, molecular function: zinc ion binding; DNA binding. The transcript has 2 exons.